This is a messenger RNA of Chelonoidis abingdonii (Abingdon island giant tortoise), 3111 nucleotides long. It is a transcript of the gene ATP12A, whose product is annotated as ATPase H+/K+ transporting non-gastric alpha2 subunit. Gene Ontology annotation, biological process: sodium ion export across plasma membrane; intracellular potassium ion homeostasis; potassium ion import across plasma membrane. NCBI's taxonomy places the organism in Eukaryota, Metazoa, Chordata, Testudines, Testudinidae. Gene Ontology annotation, cellular component: plasma membrane. The record is from RefSeq and is a predicted model, not a curated record. Gene Ontology annotation, molecular function: ATP hydrolysis activity; ATP binding; P-type sodium:potassium-exchanging transporter activity.
AUGUUGAAAAAAAGGUCUGACAUUUACUCAGUCGAGAUUCAUGGCACACAGGAUCUGGAGAAAACAGACAAGGAAGAUGAAGAGGAAAAGUACAAAGACCUGAAAGGCAACAAGAAAAAAAGCAAAAAGACAGAUGACCUUAAGAAAGAACUGGACUUGGAUGAUCACAAACUCAGCAAAGAAGAGCUGGAGGAAAAGUACACUACAAGCAUCAGCAAGGGUCUCACUAGUGCAAGAGCAGCAGAGAUUCUGGCCCGAGAUGGUCCCAACGCUCUCACUCCUCCUAAAUCCACUCCUGAAAUCAUUAAGUUCCUCAAGCAGAUGGUGGGAGGGUUCUCCAUCCUCUUAUGGGUGGGGGCUUUGCUCUGCUGGAUUGCCUUCGGGAUUCAGACUGCUCAAGGUGUUGCUUCAGCAUUUGACAAUCUGUACCUGGGAGUAGUCCUCGCACUGGUUGUCAUCCUCACUGGUAUCUUUGCUUACUACCAAGAGGCUAAAAGUACGAACAUCAUGGCCAGCUUCAGUAAAAUGAUUCCACAGCAAGCUCUUGUCAUCCGAGAUGGAGAGAAGAAGGAAGUGCCUGCAGAGCAGCUGGUGGUGGGGGACAUGGUGGAGAUUAAAGGUGGAGAUCGGAUCCCAGCUGACAUCCGUCUGAUAUUUGCUCAGGGGUGUAAGGUGGAUAAUUCCUCCCUCACGGGGGAAUCAGAACCACAAAGCCGUUCCUGCGACUUCACUCAUGAAAACCCCUUGGAGACUAAGAACAUUGCAUUCUAUUCUACAACCUGCCUGGAAGGUACUGCCACUGGGAUGGUAAUCAACACUGGGGAUCACACUAUCAUCGGGCGCAUUGCCUCUCUGGCAUCUGGAGUUGGGAAUGAGAAGACACCAAUUGCUAUUGAGAUUGAGCACUUUGUGCACAUUGUGGCAGGAGUGGCUGUUUCUAUUGGGGUUCUCUUCUUCAUUAUUGCCGUGUCCAUGAAAUACAAGGUUCUGGACUCCAUCAUCUUUCUUAUUGGCAUCAUUGUGGCCAAUGUGCCCGAAGGACUGCUAGCCACCGUUACUGUGAGUUUGUCUCUGACCGCCAAGCGAAUGGCAAAGAAGAAUUGCCUGGUAAAGAACUUAGAAGCUGUGGAAACACUGGGCUCGACCUCCAUCAUCUGCUCUGACAAGACAGGGACCCUCACACAGAACAGGAUGACUGUUGCCCAUCUUUGGUUUGACGAUCAGAUCUACUCGGCUGAUACCAGUGAAGAACAAACAACCCAGUCCUUUGAUCAAAGUUCUCAAUCGUGGGCAGCUUUAUCAAAGAUUGUAACACUCUGCAACCGGGCUGAAUUCAAACCAGGACAGGAGAACGUUCCAAUCAUGAAGAGAGUUGUGGUGGGCGAUGCCUCUGAAACAGCCCUGCUGAAAUUUGCUGAAGUAAUCUUGGGUGAUGUAAUGGGCAUUAGAAAACGGAACAGAAAACUGGCCGAAAUUCCUUUCAAUUCUACUAACAAAUUCCAGCUCUCAAUCCAUGAGACUGAAGACCCCAAUGAUAAACGCUUCCUGCUGGUGAUGAAAGGAGCCCCAGAGAGGAUCCUAGAGAGAUGCAGCACCAUCAUGAUCAAUGGCGAAGAACAGCCACUGGAUAGAGAGAGGGCUGAGGCUUUUCAGACGGCAUACAUGGAAUUGGGAGGCCUGGGAGAGAGAGUGCUGGGCUUCUGCCAUUUGUACCUGCCAGAGGAUGAGUUUCCAGACACCUACCCCUUUGAUACAGACUCCAUGAACUUCCCCACCUCCAACCUGUGCUUUGUAGGGCUCUUAUCCAUGAUUGACCCACCUCGCUCCACCGUGCCAGAUGCCGUGUCAAAGUGCCGCAGUGCUGGGAUCAAGGUUAUAAUGGUCACUGGUGAUCAUCCAAUCACAGCAAAAGCAAUUGCCAAGAGUGUAGGCAUCAUUUCUGCCAACAGCGAGACCGUGGAAGAUAUUGCCAAGCGCCUCAACAUUCCAGUCGAGCAAGUCAAUAAACAGGAUGCUAGAGCUGCUGUAAUUAAUGGAAUGGAGCUUAAGGAUAUGACCACGGAGCAGCUGGACGAGAUCUUGAUCAAUCACUCAGAGAUAGUCUUCGCUCGCACCUCACCCCAGCAGAAACUGAUUAUAGUGGAGGGCUGCCAAAGGCAGGAUGCAGUUGUUGCGGUGACUGGAGAUGGAGUCAAUGACUCCCCAGCUCUGAAAAAGGCAGAUAUUGGAAUUGCUAUGGGUAUCGCCGGCUCCGACGCAGCUAAAAAUGCAGCUGACAUGAUCUUGCUGGAUGAUAACUUUGCUUCUAUUGUCACAGGAGUGGAGGAAGGCCGCUUGAUCUUUGAUAACCUAAAGAAAACCAUUGCCUACACCCUGACCAAGAAUAUUGCCGAGCUCUGUCCCUUCCUGAUCUACAUUAUUGCCAGCAUCCCACUGCCCAUUGGCACAAUCACUAUCCUGUUCAUCGACCUGGGUACAGACAUUAUCCCCUCUGUUGCAUUAGCCUAUGAGAAAGCUGAAAGUGACAUCAUGAACAGAAGACCCCGGCACAAGAAGAAGGACAGGCUGGUGAAUGAGCAGCUUGCUGUGUACUCCUAUUUGCAGAUUGGCAUCCUACAGUCGGUUGGAGCCUUUCUGGCCUAUUUUACCGUGUAUGCUGAACAGGGCUGGCUUCCUAACACACUGCUCGGCUUACGUGUCAAUUGGGAAGAUGAUUACUAUAACGACAUAGAGGACAGCUAUGGGCAAGAAUGGACUAGAUACCAACGGACAUACCUGCAGUGGAGUGGCUACACUGCCUUUUUUGUCAGCAUCACAAUUCAGCAAGUGGCAGAUUUGAUCAUCAGGAAAACAAGGAGGAAUUCCAUUUUUCAGCAGGGUCUUCUCAGGAAUAAAGUCAUCUGGGUGGGUAUAUUCUCCCAGAUAGCAAUCGCUCUGAUUCUCUGUUAUGGUCUCGGAAGCGUUACUGCCUUGAACUUCACGCCGCUUCGGGUUCAGUAUUGGUUUGUGGCCAUGCCUUAUGCCAUCUUGAUAUGGGUCUAUGAUGAAAUCCGCAAGCUUUUCAUCAGGCAAUACCCAGGAAGUUGGUGGGACAAGAACAUGUAUUACUGA